Molecule: messenger RNA, 1867 nt
Organism: Nicotiana attenuata
Lineage: Eukaryota; Viridiplantae; Streptophyta; Magnoliopsida; Solanales; Solanaceae
Product: purple acid phosphatase 2-like
Exons: 8
Coding region: 188-1600 (470 amino acids)
Molecular function (GO): metal ion binding; acid phosphatase activity; protein binding
Source: RefSeq, a predicted model, not a curated record
AGUUAACUCACCAGAUAUUCCUACCGAAUACUGAAUAUUCCUUCCACCUGCUUACAUUAUUAUCAGACUAUCGCCACGUAAAAUAAAAGCCGUGGGUACUUUUGCCUAUACGUGGAGCUCCAUUUCAAUUAAAACCAUAAACAUAACCAAUCAAACAAAAAUUUGAGCUUCAAUUCAAAUCAAAGAAAUGGGUAUGAAGCGGGUUUAUACUGGGUUUCUGUGUUUACUUACAGUCUUGAUUUUGAGUAGCAGAGUUCGGUUAUGUGAUGGUGGAAUAAGCAGUAAUUAUGUGAGAAAGUAUAAUUCUAAUGUUGAUAUGCCAUUGAACAGUGAUGUGUUUCGAGUUCCACCUGGUUAUAAUGCUCCCCAACAGGUUUACAUAACACAAGGGGAUCACGAAGGAAAGGGUGUAAUUGUGUCUUGGACCACACCUGAUGAACCUGGCUCAAAUUCAGUUCUCUAUUGGGCCGAAAAUAGCAAUGUUAAAAGCUCUGCUGAGGGCUUUGUUGUUAGCUACAGGUAUUACAAUUACACUUCCGGAUAUAUACAUCACUGCACCAUCAAGGAUCUGGAGUUUGAUACAAAGUACUAUUAUGAAGUGGGGUUAGAAAAUACAACUAGAAAGUUUUGGUUUGUAACUCCUCCAAAACCUGGACCUGAUGUUCCUUAUACAUUUGGUCUCAUCGGGGAUCUUGGUCAGACCUACGACUCCAAUAACACACUGACUCAUUAUGAGUUGAACCCUCUAAAGGGCCAGGCGAUGCUCUUUGUCGGUGACCUCUCUUAUGCUGAUAAUUAUCCGUUUCACAACAACAUACGAUGGGACACAUGGGGGAGAUUUAUCGAGAGAAGUGCAGCAUAUCAACCUUGGAUUUGGACUGCCGGAAAUCAUGAACUUGAUUUUGUUCCUGAAAUUGGAGAAUCUAAACCUUUCGUACCUUACAAGCACCGAUUUUCUACGCCUUACAGAGUAUCAGACAGCACUUCUCCGCUUUGGUACUCUAUAAAGAGAGCUUCAGCCUAUAUUAUUGUCAUGUCUUCUUAUUCAGCUUUUGGUACAUACACUCCUCAAUGGAAAUGGUUAAAGAAUGAGUUGCCUAAAGUUAACAGGAGUGAGACACCAUGGCUCAUUAUACUCAUGCAUUGUCCAAUGUAUAGUAGUUAUGUCCAUCAUUAUAUGGAAGGGGAAACAAUGCGAGUCAUGUAUGAACCAUGGUUUGUGAAUUACAAGGUGGAUGUUGUCUUCGCUGGUCAUGUUCAUGCCUAUGAACGAUCAGAGCGGGUAUCAAACGUUGCUUACAACAUCAUAAAUAGGAAGUGCAGUCCUGUCAGGGACGAGUCUGCCCCCGUGUAUAUUACCAUUGGAGAUGGAGGAAAUCAAGAGGGAUUAGCUACAGAGAUGACACAACCACAGCCAAGGUAUUCUGCCUAUCGGGAAGCAAGCUUCGGUCAUGGGAUACUGGAUAUCAAGAACAGAACUCAUGCCUAUUUUGGUUGGCAUCGUAACGAUGAUGGAUAUGCUGUUGAAGCAGACUCGUUAUGGCUUUUCAACAGAUACUGGAAGUUGGACGAACCCUCUGCAUCUCAUGUCAUGAGAUGAGUUUGCCCCUUUAUAGUAUUACUCAAACCGUGUCGACGAGCUAGAAGGUUGUGAAUGAUGAGAGAGUACUUGUGAGCAGUGCUAUAUAUCACAGAUCUUUUCCAGAAAGUUUUCGACGUUAAUUUACUCUUGGAAAGUAUGCAAAAAUGAUGCACUCUCAUCGUGUCAUUUACAAUUUGGCAGUGAUCAUAUGUGCAUAUCUAGCCAUUGUAUUUGGGGAGUACAAAUGUAUUUUGUUAAGAGUGGAAUAAUGGGUAGUUAAUAGGA